Molecule: messenger RNA, 818 nt
Organism: Macadamia integrifolia
Lineage: Eukaryota; Viridiplantae; Streptophyta; Magnoliopsida; Proteales; Proteaceae
Product: probable lipid phosphate phosphatase beta
Exons: 2
Coding region: 78-644 (188 amino acids)
Molecular function (GO): sphingosine-1-phosphate phosphatase activity
Source: RefSeq, a predicted model, not a curated record
CAGAGGAUUAUUUCCCACGGGAAGUGGGAAGAUUAAAUUUCCCGGCGACUGUUCCCACGAUCGCCAAGUUCCCAAUCAUGGGAGAAGAAAAAGAACGGGAGCCACCACACAAGACCACCCCCGUCACCACUGGACCCAAAUCUCAUUCCUUUCCCCGCCGUCUGAUCGAUCUAGACACGGCGUGGUCCCUCCACAUCCACACGAUAUGCCAGGUAGUCCCCCGUUCCGUCCUCAAAGCCCUAGAAAUCUCCGGCGACGGCCGCUUCUGGUUUCCCAUCCCAGUCGCCCUCUUCUUCUCUCCUCUUGCCUCCAUGUCCCAUCACCUCCGCUCCAUCCUCAUCGGUCUCUUCCUCGGAUCUCUGCUCGACCUCGUCCUGGUUGGCCUCAUCAAGUAUCUUGUUCGUCGCCCUCGUCCAGUCUACAACAAGGGAAUGCAUUUGACGCUCUCCGUCGAUCACUGGUCUUUUCCCAGUGGCCAUUCCUCUAGGGUUUGCUUCAUCGCCUCCUUCUUGUAUUUCUCCUCGGCUUCCAUCGAAAAGGGAUUGAUUCAGCUUAGAUCUUCUGGCAACGAAUUCAUCAAUCAAUGGAUCGAUUCUGAAGAUCAAUGGAAGGCCGCACAAAGACAUCUUCAACAUAUAGGAUGAGGAGGAACACAAUCUUUUCAUACCCGACUGUGUUUAGGCAUAGACACAUUGCAAGCGGGUAGAGUUUUACUUUUUCCCAAAAUUAGUUGAACUAAAGAAGUUGUAAUUUCAAAAGGAAACUCUGGAGCUUUGUGUGACAUUUGAAAAUAACGCAAUAAUUAUGUUUUCAUGGAA